CAUUUUAUGGGGGGAAACUAUAUUAUUCAACAAAGGAUAGAAGUCAGUCAGUUGCUGGGGGUCUUUUUUAGUCAUUUAACAGACAUUUAUUGAGCAACUACUCUGUUCCAGUGUCCAGCAAGGGACACUGGAGCUAGAGCAAAACAGCAUGGUCCCUACACUCUUGGGGUUCACAUUCUGUUUUCCAGUGAGGAUCCAGUGACUGUCCCCUCCCCCUGCCCCUCACGGAAGAGGUACUUUUAAGGAAUUAUAGAAUCCUGGGUUCAAAUCUCAGCUUUGUCACUAGCUAGCUGUGGGACCUCAGGCAAGUUACUUAACUUCUCUGAGCCUUGGAGAUCUCAUCUAUUCAAAAGAAGCUUUGAAGGUCUUUGGAGCAGGGUUGGUCAGAGGAGUAGUGGGCAAGGGGGUGGCGGGGAGUUGCAAGCUGGCCUGGCACAGAGUAGGUGACACUGACUUGGGACUGUGAGAGCAGGGAGGAUGCUGCCCUGUCCUUCAGAAGGUCUGACUGUCUGUUCUGGCCUUUGCUGUACCUCCCAGCCCCAGGCUGCAGCUGGGGUAGCCUCAGUUCAGAGUGAUAAUCCACAGCUACGUUCAAACCCCAGCUCUGUGCUAGGCUCCAAGAGCACUGGAUUCUGUGUAAGGGAACCUGUUGCCUCCUCGUGAUGGCCUGGACAGCUGAAGAAUUGCCAGCUCCAUUUUAGAGAUGGAGAAACUGAGACUCAGCCAAGGUCCUGAGAUGCCCCUUGGGAGGGGGGAUGUCUCUGCCUGAAGGGCUGCCCUCCCCACACUAGUCACUAGGGGGCGCCAGGGGCUUGGCAGAACUGGGUCUCACUGGCCUUCAUCCUGGUUCUCAGCGCCCCUCCCUGCAGACACCCCAGUGCUGGGAAAGCAGGGAGCAGUGUGGCCCCAAGGGCCCUUCCCUGCUGGGAAGAGAAAGCAUUCCUCAGGCCUGGGAGGAGGAGAGGGGCAAGGGGGACUAGAGGCCUCCGGGGUUUUUCUUGCUCUAUGAGGACUAGGCUUAGGUUCUGCCUCUGCUCUGCUCUCUGCCCCUCUUCCUGUACCUGUCUCCUUUCUCCCUCUGUGGAUUUCUCGUUUGUCUCUGUGUCUCAGUGAGUCUAAUUUUUUCCAUACACUAGUUGUGUGUGUCUGUCUCUGCAUGUGUCUGUCCAUUUUGCUUGUCUCUGUCUUAUCUUUGUUUCUCUAUUUACGUCUCUGCCCCCCACCCUGCCACUGUCUGUUUCUUUAUGUUUUCUGCCUCUAUAUCUUCUGGUUUCUGGCUGUGUCCUGCUCAGUUUCACAUCCUGUCCCUCCCCAGCCGCCAUCCCCCAGCAAACGUGGGCUGAGGGUCUCUGUCCCUUCCCUCCCACCUCCUCACCCCUGGCAGGUGCUCAGCUUCCCAGUCCUGGCCUCUCCUGCCCGCCUCUCCCAGGCCUUGGGGGAGUGGGCUGAGGGAGGAAGGGAGGGCAGCCUGGCGGGCCCACCCCUUUUUGCCUUUCCAGGCUGGGAGGCUGGGCCAGUGGGCCUUUUAAGCAGCCUGGGCUGGCUGUUCCGGACACCAGCCCUGGACGCCGUGCCUGGCCCCUCUGUUCCCGGCAGCCCGGCCAGCAUGCAGCAGCAGCAGCCCCCGCCUGGGCCCCGGGCCCCCGCCACCGAGCCGACCAAGCCUCCCUACAGCUACAUAGCCCUCAUUGCCAUGGCCAUCCAGAGCUCGCCCGGGCAGCGGGCCACCCUCAGUGGCAUCUACCACUAUAUCAUGGGCCGCUUCGCCUUCUACCGCCACAACCGGCCUGGCUGGCAGAACAGCAUCCGCCACAACCUGUCACUCAACGAGUGCUUUGUCAAGGUGCCCCGUGAUGACCGCAAGCCAGGCAAGGGCAGCUACUGGACACUGGACCCCGACUGCCAUGACAUGUUCGAGCACGGCAGCUUCCUGCGCCGCCGCCGCAGAUUCACCCGGCGGACAGGUGCUGAGGGGACCAAGGGCCCUGCCAAGGCACGCCGCGGACCCCUCAGAGCCACCAGUCAGGACCCAAGGGUCCCCAACUCCACGACCGGCAAGCAGUGCCCAUUCCUGCCAGAGCUGCCAGACCCCAAGGGCCCAAGCUUUGGGGGUCUGGUGGGGGCCUUACCAGCCAGCAUGUGCCCGGAAACUACCGAUGCCAGGCCUCGGCCGCCCACGGAGCCCAAAGAGACUUCCAUGCCCAAGCCUGCAGGCCCAGGGGAGCUCCCCGAGGCCACCUCGUCUUCCCCAUGCCCAGUGUUCGGCUUUCCUCCUGCCUUCUCUCAGGCCGACAGUUUUAACAAGGCCCCUGCACCUGCCUUGACCCCAGAGCCAGGCACCGCAAGCAGCUACCAGUGCCGGCUGCAGGCGCUGAAUUUCUGCGUGGGGGCUGACCCAGGCCUUGAGCACCUCCUGGCCUCGACAGCCCCCUCCCCUGCACCACCUACCACUCCAGCCUCACUCCGAGCCCCACUGCCCCUGCCGGCUGACCCCAAGGAACCCUGGGUUGCAGGUGGCUUUCCUGUCCAGGGAGGCUCUGGCUACCAACUGGGGCUGACCCCCUGCUUAUACCGGACACCAGGAAUGUUCUUCUUUGAGUGAAGGCAGCCUCGCCUCGGGCAGUCCCUGCAGGGGCCCUGCCAACUGCACCCUCCAGGUUGAGCUUGGCUUUGGACCUGGAGAGCUCUCGAAGGAUCCAGCCCUGGCAAGCCAAGGACAACCAGGACAGACAGCCAGGAGCGAAGCCAAGCGCCAGCAGAGCGUUCAGCCAGGCCCCGGGGUCUCUGCACACACCUGGGGGUGAGGGGAAGUGGGGUCCCCUUGGGAGUGACUCUGUGGCUCUCAGGGCCAAUAAAGGCAAUGCAAUGAUGAG
Messenger RNA from Microcebus murinus (gray mouse lemur), 2873 nucleotides. It is a transcript of the gene FOXS1, whose product is annotated as forkhead box S1. Gene Ontology annotation, molecular function: DNA-binding transcription factor activity, RNA polymerase II-specific; RNA polymerase II cis-regulatory region sequence-specific DNA binding. Gene Ontology annotation, biological process: anatomical structure morphogenesis; cell differentiation; regulation of transcription by RNA polymerase II. The record is from RefSeq and is a predicted model, not a curated record. Lineage: Eukaryota; Metazoa; Chordata; Mammalia; Primates; Cheirogaleidae.